GAUUCUUUUUUUUUUUUUUUAAAGAAGAUGUUGAGGGUAGGAGUUUAUUAAUUAAUUUAUUUAUUUUUGCUGUGUUGGGUCUUCGUUUCUGUGCGAGGGCUUUCUCUAGUUGUGGCGAGCGGGGGCCACUCUUCAUCGCGGGGUGCUGGCCUCUCACUAUCGCGGCCUCUCUUGUUGCGGAGCACAGGCUCCAGACGCGCAGGCUCAGUAGUUGUGGCUCACGGGCCUAGUUGCUCUGCGGCAUAUGGGAUCUUCCCAGACCAGGACUCGAACCCAUGUCCCCUGCAUUAGCAGGCGGGUUCUUAACCACUGCACCACCAGGGAAGUCCCAAGUGCCCUAGUUUUUGUCCCUACUUCCAACUUAGGACCAACCAGAGAAAGCCAAACACGUAUCCCUGACCAAUCACAUAGGAUGCCCGGCUUCUCGUGAGCUGGCAACAGCCUCCAAUCAGAGCACCCCUGGAGCCUUCCCUUUUUUCCAUUAUAGAGCUUUCCCACCCCUCCGCCUGCCUUUGUGUCUCUGCCGAAACCAAGUGACGGUGGAUAACUCCCUCGCUAUUGCCAGUUCUGAGUAAAGAGCUGUGACUGGUUCUCAUCUGAGUGGUCUUUGUUUAUGGAAACAAAAGCUUGGAUCUGACCCAUGGUGAAACCUAUCACAACGUGGGCAGGGCCAGCUCAGAGGGCUCCUGACUCAGAGCCCCUCCCGGUUCCUGGAGUUGGAGCGAGAUUGGGGUGGGGGGUGACACAAGGCUUGGGCAACAGUUUCAGUGGGUCCUUACUGGGCCCCGAGGGCAGGGAGACAGGAGGAGCUUUCACAAGAGUGGAGGUCCUGACUGCUGCUUUAGGCGCCUGGGAACUUCAGAGAUCUGGGAGCCCCUGAAGGCCCGCUGCUGGGUCAAGGGGUCCCCAGAACCCAGCACAGGCCUUCAUGGCUGCCUGCAGUGGGGUGGCCCCCGGUAUGUGCAGAAGGUCCGGGACUGUAGGAGGAGAGCCAGGCCCACGAGCAGGUGAGAAGACCAGCCAGGUGUGGACGGGGUUACAGGUGUUAAGUUUUUUGUUUUGUUUUUUUUUUGCGGUACGCGGGCCUCUCACUGCUGUGGCCUCUCCCGUUGCGGAGCACAGGCUCCGGAUGCGCAGGCUCAGCGGCCAUGGCUCACGGGCCCAGCCGCUCCGUGGCAUGUGGGAUCCUCCCGGACCGGGGCACGAACCCGCGUCCCCUGCAUCAGCAGGCGGACUCUCAACCACUGUGCCACCAGGGAAGCCCUCAGGUGUUAAGUUUUAACUUAAAAAAUUAUUUGACAUAAUUUUACAUUUAGAGAAAAGUUGCAAAAAUAGUAAAAAGAAUUCCCACAACAUUCACCUAGUUUGCCAAAUGUUAACAUUUUAGUGUUUAUUUUGUUCUUCUCCACUGCCUCCCCUACCCUGUGUGUGUGUGUGUGUGUGUGUGUGUGUGUGUGUGUGUGUGUGUGUGUGUGUUUAUUUUUUCCUGAACCAUUUAAGAGUAAGUUGUAGGCGUAUCUUUUUAUUCCUAAAUACCUUAGGGUGUAUCUCCUGAAAGCAAGGAAUGCUUUUAUAUAACUGCAGCACAGUGAUCAAAAUCAGGUCCUUUGCACGAUAUCCUUAUCCAAUUACAGACCUUGUACCAAUUCUCCCGUUUGUCCCAACGAUGCCCAUUAGAGCCGAAGGUCAUUCGUAGCAUCUGGGUGUCCUCUCUCUUCAGCCUCCUUCGUCGGGACCAGGUCACUGUCUUUUUUGUGUUUCACAAUGUUGACCCUUUAGAAGAGCGUGGGUGAGGCACUCUGUGGAAGGUCCCUGCUCUCUGUCCGGUGUUUGCUUGUGGUUGGAUUCAGGUUUGCACCUUUGCUGGGAAACCUGGGGUCAGGCCGACCUCCUCUCAUGCCUCAGGUAACUGACUUUGAAACCACGUGGACGUCUGGGACUCCAUGUGUGGUUCUGAGAUGCAGCUGUGCCCCAGGGGCUAUGAGAAUUCCAGUCAGGAGAUCAUCUGGCCUUCUGGUAAAAAGCCCCUACCCCAGGGAAGGCUUCCUGCCAUCUCCGCGGCAAUCAACAACCAACAGAAUGUCGGGAUGGAUUUUCCUGGCCGAUAGCAGUGACCUACUGACGUGUGUGAUGUGAUCGAGUCCCACGCCCUCCUUGCUGAGAUGAAAGGCCCAUGUUGUAGAGCACGUUCUCCACGCCUGCGUGAACAGGACGUCAGGACUCUCCACAGGGACGAUGCCCCACUCAUCCUGAGUCCAGCCCAGGUCACAGGGCGCCUUUUGGAUACAGAUGGGAUCAGAACAAACUUCACCCUGGUCCUGUUUCAGUUGCCAGCACUAUUGACGCCCCUACUUUUACUGCCUUAAUGUAGCCGGAUCAAGCCCGAGACAUCGCAGGCCAAAGACAGGGCCCUGGAGGAGGUGAGCGGCCCGAGGCCUCAGGCAGCGGCUCUCAGUGCUGGCAGGCGGCCCAGAGACCACAGGGGAACUUGAGAGUGUCGCCUGAGCCAGCCCCAUGGCUCCCACCUGCACUCCCCAGGUCUCAUUGGUGAGAGAGUGGCCUGGCGUGGGUCAGACGCCUCUCGUGGGCACUCAGAGAUGUGCCACGUGGCUUGCGGGAUCUUAGUUCCCCGACCAGGGAUCGAACCCGUGCCCCCUGCGCUGGAAGCUCGGAGUCCUAACCACUGGACCGCCAGGGAAGUCCCAGAAUCUGCAUUUCUAACGAGCUGCCAGGAAGCGCUGCUUUUGUCUGGGCCGCACUUUGAGAACUGCUGCCCCAGGGCUCCGUCACAGCCACCCUGAUUCUCGCUGACCCAGGGCUUUCUGCUUCCUGCCCCUGCUGCCCCGCCUCCCCCCUUUCUCCAGCUGGGGGGCUCUUGCUUUGCCUUCUUUACUGGUCUGCCCUUUGCUGAGCUCUGGGUUCGCCCCGACAGGAUGUAGAAAAAGUUGUUUUUAUCCACUUUUGUCAAGCCAAAGGAGAUGGGAAUGCUUCUAAAGGCGUUCUAAGUGGGGGGGAAAUGGACUCCCCAGAUGGGGAACUGUACGCAUGGAAGUGGACGCAGUUGAGGGAGGCUGGGGUGUGGGCUCCGGGCUGGUUGGUUUGCGUUUGAGAGGCACUUACAGGUGAGUCGUUUGGUAUCUCUAGGAACGGGCUAGUCCUUGGAGGGGUCAGCGAGGCCCCAGACGUCAAAGCUAGAACACAGACGUGCUUAAUAAAAGACUUGGUUAAUCCAGGGCGGUUUGCGGAGUAAAGGGGAGGUCUUGGCUCUGAACUUCAGAUCCGUUUUAAAGUGUCUGUCCUAAGAGCACUGUCCAGUCCAUAAACUAUGGAUUGGUGUGUCACUGCCCCUUGUCCUCCAGAUUCAGCCGGUCUCUCCCAUGCCACGUUAGGGGCGACCGUCCCCUUCCUUUUCCUCUCCGGUGGGAGGGGUCCCUUGCUCACGGUUCAUGAACUGAGGCCAGCUACAGCCGUGUGAGGUCACUGAUCCCACACAGGCUCCCUGGGGCAAGUGUAAUAGCUCCGGGAGCGCUGGGUGAGGUGGGGUGACCGGGAACCGCACGGAAUGGUACCUCCUGUGAAAGCUGGAGUGCCAGACCCUGACGGGACAUUGAGGAACCCGCAUCCUCUUUGUGAUUCGCUUCACCCGAGGUCCUCAGCCCAGCAGCCAAAUGCUGUGGAGCCUGCCCUUGACUUCCUGCCCUGGGGGCCUGGAAUGUUCUGAAGAUGACACAUCAGAGUUGGCUCAGCCUGAAGUCUGCAUGCCUGUCGGGAGGGUUGGCAGGUCCCCGUGCCCAGGUGCGGUUUUUUACAUGACAUGACACACGGAUGAGAAGGCCGUGGGUGCAUCUGGGGCCUGGCGGGGUGAUUCAGGAACCAUCACUGCUUCCCAGAAGCAUGGCGCUUGGGUGUCAGCUGAGCAAAUGUUCUGUGUGUCACUGAGAUUAUUAGAAAGCAGAGAACCAUCCCAUGACUUAGUGGAAGCUGGGGGCAGGGGCUCUAUAGAAGCUGGAGGGGUAUCAGGGCCGGAGGAGGUGGGAGGUGUGGGGAGGGCGGCCAGAUCUGGAAACUUUGCUUCCCGUCUGGAUAGACGGGAAGCCGCGGGGACUGUUGGCAGGCACGUCUUCCUGGCCACCCUCGGUGAUGGGACACGCGGCUGGUUCUCUGCAGCAGUGAUAUCAGCAUGAAUAAUCCUUGCGUUGCUUCUCAUAGAAAUCAAAUCUCUAGGACGAGGAAAUGUUGCUGUUUUUCGUUCUAAAGGAAUGGAAUGUCUCUACACCCCUCCCACCCAUGGACAGCAUGGUCCCAUCUCCACGCGUGGCCUGGCAGUGCCCUGGGAGGGCGGCUUCUAGGUUUGUUCUUCUGGACGGGCCACGUCCCCAGCGCCGGCCCCAUGUCCCCGGCCCAGAGGUGGAGGGUAAGGCAGAGGGAAGCAGGGGCACAGAGAGGGACAGUGGACCUCGAAUCAGAGCAGCCUCUGGAGUCUCCGGAGCCCAUGGCAGAGGGAGGGCUUGGUUUGUGGAUGCAGGAUGCAACGGUGUGUGUGUGGGGGUGGGGGGAAUGGGGAGCUCUGCGGCCUUCGGGGGGGCUGGGUGCCCUGGGGACGGGGUGUAGGCACGACACGGGCCCAGCGUCCAGCUGGCCUCUGUCCACGCCCCGGGCCCCGUGGGCAGGAUGGGGGAGAGUGGGCAGUGGCCGUUAGAGUUCUCAUCCCUUCGGGUGUCUCUCACUGGAACCAAGGUUAGGAGGAGGAAAGCCAAGGAGGAGCUGGAAAUAACUGAAUACUAAACAAAGUCUCUCCUGCAGCUCUGGAAUGCUCUGUGCACGCUCUCUACGCCACGCCGUCUAGACAGCCUUGACCUUGAGGUGUGGCGGGCACUGCGCUCUUCCGAUCCACACUUGUGCAGACCCCUUCCCCACACUCUGUAGCAUUGUCAGGCACAGACUCUGAGAACGGGAAAGGAAUCUUCGAGCUCGUCAAGGCUGAAUAUAACAGUCCCCUAAGCACACCAGACUCCCCCCUGGAACCUGUGGUUUGGGUACCUUAUACGGCAAAAGGGGUUUUACAGGCGUGAUUAAGUUGUGGAUUUUCAGGUGGGAAGACUAUCCUGGAUUAUUCGGGUGGGCCCCACAUAGAGUCACGAGAGUCCUCCUAGGAGGGAGGCAAGAAGGUCAAAGAAAAAAGGCCACGUGCUGAUGGAAGCCCGGGGGAAAAAAGGGCAAUGUGCUGGGGGCCGCAGUCAGGGAAUUGAGGACAAACUCUAGGACAUGGAAAAGGUAAGAGAAGGAUUGUCCCCUGGAGCCUUCAGAAGGACCUCAGCACUGCCAACACCUUGACUGUAGCCCCUUGAGACCAUGUCAGACCUCUGACCUCCAGAACUGUAAGAGGAUCAGGUGGUAUUGUUUUAAGCCAUUGUUGGUGGUAAUUUGUUACAGCAGCAAAAGGAAACUAAUACAGAACUCAUUGACCUCAGCCCUCUCUUUUUACAGCUGAGGAGACUGAAGCCCAUUUGUUGUAGAUACUUUCCUUUUUAGUUUGCUAAUUUGUAAGUCGUUUAUGAGAAGGGAAUGAUUUUUCUCCUGCCUCCGUGAAUAAGACCAAGUAUUUUUCUGUAAUUGUUCUGUUGACGAGAGCAGGCCUUAGAAUUUUCAGUUUUAUGGGGUCUGAUUGCUGUAUUGAUUCUGUAGGUUCAAUGACUAUAUUUUCUCGAAUGAAAAUGAAAGAACUCUGAUCUGAUAAGUGUGAGUGGGCUUAUGGGGAUAAUGAGACAGAGGCUAUUCCAUAAAACCAGGGACAAAUAGCCCACGCUGUAAUACAUGGCGUAGCGGCCAACCCACGCCGUCCUGGCCGCCAGCUCCCGUCUCACCUCCCACACCCUCUGCCUCCACAGCACAAGGAAGGAAAGGGGGUGGAAAUCUUGACACAGGGUUUUCAGAGGAUGCUGCUGCUGAUUUCUGAACCAGAACAGACUUUGAAAAGUCCUCCUGAGUCUAAAAAACGAAGACUCAUUGCUUCAACCCUUGCGAUAGACAUCCUGGGCGACCUUCGCCUCAAACCUCAGAGGAUUUCGAGAUACUACGGAACAUUCUGUGCUUUGUUUAUUUCCCAUCAGUUGGUGGAGAAAUUGAACCAAUGCACUGGUGACAGUGGGAACAGGUCAGUGUAGGCCCUGGAGGGGAAGGAGGGUACAGAAAAUGUAGCCCUGGAGAUAUUGCAGGAUCGGUUCCAGGCCACCACAAUAAUGCGAAUAUCGCAAUAAAGUGAGUCACGUGGAGUUUUUGGUUUCCCAUGUAUAUAAAAGUAAUGUUUACACUCUAACCUAUCAAGCAUGCAAUAGCAUUAUGUGUAAAAAAGUACAUACCUUAGUUAAAAAAUACUUUAUUGCUAAAAAAUGCUAACCAUCACCUGAGCCUUCAGUGUGUCAUAACCUUUUUGCAAUCAUGUCAAAGGUCACAGAUCAUCAUCACAAAUACAGUAAUAAUGAAAAUGUUUGAAGUAUUUGGAGAAUUACCAAAAUGUGAAACAGACACGAAGUAAGCAAACGCUAAUGGAAAAAUGAUGCCAAUAGGCUUGCAAAGAGCUCGGUUGCCACAAACCUUCAAUGUGUAAUAAAUGCAGAAUCUGCAAAUUGCAAUAAAGCGAAGCCCAGUAAACCGAGGUCAGCCUGCACUGCUGCAGGCCGGGGGACUCGUUCUUGGGUGGCUGUGAGUCUGAGGCGUUAGUUAUUGAAAGGACGAUUCAAAGAUUCGAACAAUUCUCGUGGCUUGAGGAUCAAGGUUUCCCACAGAAAAAGCUGAGGUUAUGUAAAUUCCUCUUCAUGGAUCACAAGAUCAGCAGUUACCCUUCAGCAGGGCCAAAGGCACAUUGCACGAUUUCACUUCCUUUCUUUGGCUCUAUUAAUGUGGGCUGUCCUAUGCUAUUUAGUGACUAGGAUCUCAACCAAGGCAGGUCAGCUGGAUUAAUGUGUUUGGCGGACUACAGAGACCGUGUGGAGAGGACUCAGUUAUUGACAUGCCCUUCAUCCUGGGAUGACGAUGGUAUUUGGUGAGAUUUACCUGCUCGGGUGAAUUCACACCCUUGAAACUUCCUUGGCUUGACCCCAGAUGUAUAGCUCACUCUUCAGUCUUACCAUGUCAAAAUUAUGGAACAGAAACAAAUAUUCCCCCUUCAACUGGUCCUUGGAAAAAGAAUAAACACAGAUACAAGGUAACAUUUACUCUUUGCCCAAUAAACUCCUUUUGGGGGUAUUUCCAGCUUCCAUAAGAACCCCCUCAUGAAGUUAUACACACACUCAGUUAAUCCAGUGAACUCACCUGUGGUCCCCCUAUGUGCCUGGACCUCAGUUUCAUCUCCUUGAAACUGGAGAAUGGAUUUGACCAUCUCUAGGUUUCCAUCUUGCUUCAGCAUUGUUGUUCUCAGAUAUUAUUUAUCCACCUGAGUUGUGACCCUUGAAAGUUACCUUCCUUGUUAGCAAAAGGAUAAAACUAAUGCCGGCGGGCCCUUCUGACUGUGAGCCAUUCGCUCUGGGUAUGAAAUUCCGAAGAUUUCUCUAAAAGAGUUUCUGUAUCUGCCUUUUCACCUGUAAGAGCCUCCGUAUCUGAAUAAAUCAGACAGAAGAUGUCAUUAAGGUUAGUAACAGGGAUUUUUAAGGACAUUUGGAAAAGUCCUUCCUCUCCAUCCAACAGCAGGGGUCCAGGCUCACCCCCUGGGGCUCCGUCCUCUCUAGCUCCACGGGGAGCUCCCUGAGGGGGAGAGGCACAUUCAUUAUCACCUUUGGGGCUGCUGUUUGGUUAGGAGACACUGGUUUUGUACAGACAUGAAUUUCCAUCUCUAAACUAUUCAGUUAGCCAAAUCCCACACACUAUAAUAAAUACUUAGAGAAUCACCCCUUUCCUUUGCUAACAACUAAACACCACGUAAGACUGGCAGUGGGGGUCUCCUAACCCUAGAAGGACUUCAUGGGGGGGGGGGAACGGCACCUACCUCGCUGGUUAAAGCCCCAGAGUCCUCCUUUUUCUUUAAUGGGGCCGUGGUUGGGCAAAAUACACAUCACUUCAAAACCACCUCACAGCUGGAAGUAUGUAACUUUUAGCGAGUCACAAAAAAUAGGGAAACUUACACAGGGUUUCUCUGGUCACUUCCCCAUCUGAGUGAUCACGCAGCCGGCGCUACAGCUGAGACGGCGCUCCCAGCGAGGAGGGGAAAGGUGUGUUCACAGCCACCCGGUUGGAGGAGUGACACAAGCCCGAUUGGGAAAUCCCUGGACGUAUAAAUUCCUGCCAGACCGCUGAGCUCCCACUGAAGGUGAAAGGCCUGGCAGCCAUCCCAGGAGACAGCACCAGGCGAACGAUGCAGAGCUGCAGGAGACAUUCAGAACUGCAUCUCUGCCAGGAACAGGGAAAAUGUCAGACUCCUUCAAGGAUAUGGGGAGGAGGUACAGGCUGCGGGGUGCUGGGCCUGCGGUCUCCACUUCCUGUGUCCUCCAGAAGUUCCCGGGAGUGAUGUUCACCUGGUCCAUGUGGUUGCUGUGUGUCUCUGUCUUCACCGUCCGGCCUGAGGAACACAUGGUGGCUGCAGGAAGCUGCCAGUUUCAUGGCAGGCAUCCCAAAACCAGGUUCAAGGUAGAAGGGGAGCCUGUGGCCAUGAGGUGCCCCCAGGGGCCAUACUGGGACUCUGCUACCACCCACGUCAGUGUGACAUGGCGUAGAAACAACUCCGCCACGAUGGUCCCGGGGGAGGAAGAGCUGCGAGUGUGGGUCCAGGACGGCGGCCUGUGGAUUGUACCAGCCUCGCGGGGGGACUCUGGCAUCUACAUCUGCACUGUCAGAAAUGCCUCUUACUGUGACAGAAUGUCCGUUGAGCUCAGGGUUUUUGAGAAGACAGAAGCUUCCCUGCCUCUCAUCUUCUACCCGCAAAUUAUAACCUUGUCAGCCUCUGGGUUAUUAGUUUGUCCUGAUCUGAGUGAAUUCAUCGGGAACAAAACUGACGUGAAGAUUCGAUGGUACAAGGAUUCUGUCCCUUUGGAUCAAGACAACGAGAAAUUUCUAAGUGUGAGGGGAACUCGCUUACUGGUAAACAAUGUGUCUCUGGAGGACGCGGGCUAUUAUCAGUGUGCCAUGACGUUUGCCCACAGAGGCAGGCAAUACAACAUCACCAGGAAUAUCAAACUCCGUGUUAAGAAAAGAGAAGAGGAGACGAUUCCCGUGAUCAUCUCCCCCCACCAGACCAUCUCAGCUUCGCUGGGGUCGAGACUGACAAUCCCGUGUAAGGUGUUUCUGGGAGCUGGCAUACAGGCGACCACCUUGCUGUGGUGGACUGCCAACAACACACACGUAGAGGAUGCCUACAAGGGGGGCCGCGUGACCGAGGGGCAGCGCCAGGAAUACUCAGAAAAUAACGAGAAUUACAUUGAAGUGCCCCUGAUUUUUGAUCCAGUCGUAAGAGAGGAUUUGCACACGGAUUUUAAAUGUGUUGUCCGUAAUACAAUGAGUUUCCAGAUGCUUCGUACCACAGUCAAAGAAGCUGCCACGUUCUCCUGGGAGAUUACACUGGCCCCCCUUUCCCUCAUCUUCUUGGUUUUGGGGGGAAUAUGGAUGCACAGACGGUGUAAACGCAGAACUGGAAAAGCCUAUGAUUUGAUGAUGGAGUUAAAGACCAGCCAUCAGAUUCUCAAUCCUAUCCGAGUAAAAUAAAGGAAAUAAAAUACUUCAA
Messenger RNA from Orcinus orca (killer whale), 9709 nucleotides. RefSeq names its product interleukin 1 receptor type 2 (gene IL1R2). The coding region runs from base 8401 to 9690 and encodes 429 amino acids. Gene Ontology annotation, molecular function: interleukin-1, type II, blocking receptor activity; interleukin-1 binding. The record is from RefSeq and is a predicted model, not a curated record. The transcript is spliced from 13 exons. Lineage: Eukaryota; Metazoa; Chordata; Mammalia; Artiodactyla; Delphinidae.